AUGGGCGGUUGUUUCAUGAGUGCGCUUGGGACCGACAUGUUGAUGGCAGCGGCGGUGACUCCCGAAACUUCAGUGAUUCCAAACAGCGAACAGCAACAACGUCAACGAACAGGGGGAAAAACAACAACAACAACAAAAAACCCACUCCUUCUCCUAGAAGUACCGGACACCGCUGCGCGACAGACAGAAACGCCACUUACGGCUGAGCUAGAGAAACCGGAAAUAUGGGACCUGAGGAUUCUGGGAUUGUGGGCGGCGAGUCUACUGCGCAUGUUCUUAUACCACUCUGGCAUCUUAAGUCCUGCAGUGUUUGGACGUCGCUUCUGCCGGGAAAUUGCUGCCUAUUGGGCUUUGCUGUUAAAAAUCCUGUGGCGAGGCAGUUCCGAAUUACGGGCUCACAUUGCAAAGCAAGGUGUUUUUUUCUCAGCAGAAGCGCCAGUGUUUUUCAAAGCGAGAUACUGGCAUCAGCAGCAUCAAAAAAUUCCGGAAUCUAAGGUGAAUGAGUAUAAAGAAAAUCAAAACAUCACUUGUGUAUCUCUGAGACCAGGACAGACUACAGUUUUAGGAAAAACACCUAAGGUGUAUCUUGUUCCCUUUUCACUCAGUAAUUACAAGCCAGACCAAUUUAAGCCCCCUAAGUCCCUAUUGGAUAAGGAUUUUAACAAUGAAGUUGCAUGUAAGAAAUGUAAGAAGACUGAAAUAAGGAAAACUUGCAAAAGGAUUUUAACUCCAAGGAUGGAAGGCACAUCUUCCAAGGCAGAAUUCACUCUGCAAAAAUCAUCCUUAGAUGUUUAUACUGAAAGUAACAAGCGACAAUACAACAGCACUUCGGAUACAGUGAUUGUCAGUGUUGAUAUGGAAAGCAGUCACGAUCUAGACAGUGAUGAAGAUACCACACCAGGCUUGGAUGAAUUUUCAGGAUUGUCACCGUAUGAAAGGAAGAGACUGAAGAACAUAUCAGAAAAUGCAAACUUUUUUGCUUCUCUUCAGUUGUCUGAGUCAGCUGCAAGGCUCCGUGAAAUGAUAAAAAAGAGGCAGCCUCCUGAAUCCAAAAGGAAAAAGCCGAAGAAGAGAGAAAAUGGGACUGGAUGUAGAAGGUCAAUGAGAUUAUUAAAAGUAGAUCCUUCAGGAGUGUCAUUACCAGCACCCCCAGCCCAGCCGACAGUAAUUGCAGAUGAAAAUCCUUUGUUACCUCCUGGGCCUUUAGAAAUGACUCCUGAAAAUCAAGAUGAUGACAGUGAACUAUUUAAAAGAUUUUUACAGACUUGGGCAGAAGUGAGCAAGACAAGUAUUAAGAAUACUGAGAAGGAGUUAGUUAACAUUAAAAGCUAUAAAGCCAAUUUAAGUGGCAUGGUCAUUAAUGAAGAUACUGUUCAUAAAGUCACCAGAGGUGCAAUAUUUUCUGUGGCUCUCCACCCAUCAGAAAUUAGAACUUUGGUGGCAGCUGGGGCCAAAUCUGGGCAAGUUGGACUUUGGGAUUUGACUCACCAAUCUAAAGAAGAUGGAGUUUAUGUUUUCCAGCCCCACACUCAGCCAGUUAGCGGUAUUUACUUCUCACCCGCCAAUCCGGCUCACAUACUGUCACUGAGCUAUGACGGCACAUUACGCUGUGGGGAUUUUUCAAGGGCUAUUUUUGAAGAGGUAUAUAGAGAUGAAAGAAGUAGCUUUUCCUCUUUUGACUUCUUGGGAGAAGAUGCCUCCAAUUUAAUAGUAGGACAUUGGAAUGGAAAUAUAUCACUGGUAGAUAGACGGACACCUGGAACUUCUUAUGAGAAACUUAUCAAUUCUUCUUUGAGCAAAAUAAGAACUGUUCAUGUCCACCCAGUGCACAGACAGUAUUUUAUCACUGCAGGAUUGAGGGAUAUUCAUAUUUAUGAUACAAGGUACCUGAAUCCCAGGAAAAGCCAGCCUUUGAUUUCUUUAACGGAACACACGAAGAGCAUCGCUUCUGCCUAUUUUUCACCUCUUACUGGUAACAGAGUAGUGACCACAUGUGCUGAUUGUAAGCUGAGAAUCUUUGACAGCAGCUGUAUAUCCUCUGAGAUUCCUUUGCUCACUACCAUCAGGCACAACACUAUCACUGGGCGAUGGCUGACCAGGUUUCAGGCUGUGUGGGACCCUAAACAAGAAGACUGUGUUAUCGUUGGCAGCAUGGCUCAUCCACGACGUGUGGAAAUCUUCCAUGAGUCAGGACAGCAGGUGCAUUCUUUUUUUGGUGGAGAAAGUCUGGUCUCUGUGUGUUCCAUCAACACUAUGCACCCAACUCGGUAUAUUUUGGCUGGAGGUAAUUCCAGUGGAAAGAUACAUGUUUUUAUGAAUUAAGAAAGUUGCUGAGUGUUUGGUUUAGCAACAUCAAAAUUGGUUCAAAUUAAUCAGUAUCUAAGGAGCCUAGUAAUUCAUGUGGCUUGGCCUUUUUAAAAAUAUGUUCUAUUUAGUUAAUAUAAAAUUGCUUUAUUAAUAAGAACUGUGAGCAGAAUGUAUAGUUACAUACUUACAUGUUUAGUAAGGGAGAAGCCUUUUAAGUCAUUUCUGUAGAUUGGGAAAGGAAUUUGAGGGGAGGCUGUGAUGUCUUCAGCACUUUUAAUCAGGCAGUAUGUUGAGAAAUUCUAGCAUUAUAAAUUACAAAGCUUUGAAUGAUCAGUAUUAAAAGUUCUUGUAGUUUCACGAUACGGUUUUGCUUCUGUAGUGAUACUUGGAUUUGUGGUUUAUUUCAUAGUUUGGAGUAAAUAUUUCUAGACUCACACUGGAAGGGAUCCUGAAAGGUCAUCUAACUUAGUGAUUAUGAAACUUCUUAUUUUUUAAUGGAGAAUUCUUUUUUUCCCCCUCCUGCCUUUAAAUUAAAUUUUAUGUGAAAUCCCAAGAUACUUGUUGAGAAGCCUUGGUUCACUUGGGCAGGGGCCCGUCUUUGUGUGCUGACCCUUUUACCUCCUCUAGAUGGCUCCUGAAGCAUGGCCAAGGAAUCGUAGGGCUUCUAGGAACAGGGUUUGGAUCUGCCUGACCUUGUAAUCCAAUGUGAGAUUGCUUUCAGACCAGUGUUUUCCAGACUGGCUUGUAGCUAUUCACAUGAAAUCCAUGUAGCCAUGACCAGUCUUUAAAAAAAAGGAAAAGGAAAGGAAUAGUAAAGAAUAAUAAAUGUAAUGGAUAAGUGUUGUUUUGUGAAAUUUAGUUAUAUGUGCUUACAUAUAUGUAA
Lontra canadensis (Northern American river otter) is the source of this 3190-nucleotide messenger RNA. It is a transcript of the gene WDR76, whose product is annotated as WD repeat domain 76. Gene Ontology annotation, biological process: regulation of DNA damage checkpoint. The record is from RefSeq and is a predicted model, not a curated record. Lineage: Eukaryota; Metazoa; Chordata; Mammalia; Carnivora; Mustelidae. Gene Ontology annotation, molecular function: DNA binding; protein binding. Gene Ontology annotation, cellular component: nucleus.